Messenger RNA from Phytophthora nicotianae INRA-310, 1110 nucleotides. RefSeq lists its product as hypothetical. The transcript has 3 exons. The coding region runs from base 1 to 1110 and encodes 369 amino acids. The record is from RefSeq and is a predicted model, not a curated record. Gene Ontology annotation, biological process: proteolysis. Lineage: Eukaryota; Oomycota; Peronosporomycetes; Peronosporales; Peronosporaceae. Gene Ontology annotation, molecular function: deNEDDylase activity; cysteine-type peptidase activity.
AUGGUUCAUGUCCCCCCUAUUGACGCAGAGCACGAGUCAUGGCUGGCGUUUGAAAAGAACCUGCGCGAGUACAUGAAGCGUACACGUCAGGUACUAGUGGUGAAAGAGGUCAUGAACGUCAGUCGGCGUAACAACAUCCUCAAAAAGCAAGUCAAGUACCAAGGGCUUCAAGACUCCGAUAUUCCACUGGUUCCGUUGCUGGCUCAAGUAACACGUCGUGAGGAUGGCACAUGGGGCAUAUGUAUCAAGCGCGAGGUCUACAGUCACAACCACGGAGUCUCGGCGGAAAUCUACAGUAAUUAUCCAGGUAUUCGCCAGGUAUCUGCAUCAUCACCUUUGAUGCCUGGUAUCGAAUUGCUUAUGGAGUCUGGUGCAAGUUCUUCCAGCAUCUACGACUACAUUCACCAGAAUUCGACCCACCAGGUGACUCCAGCUGAUGUGAGGAAUCUCAUAGCUCGUCUUAAGAAGAAUGGUGCUCAGCUAUCAGAUGACGACGCGAUAGCAGAAGCAGUGGUUGACUUCAAUAUGGAGUCGAUACGGAAUGUAUCUACGGUGCACCAGAGCGGUCGCGGUAAAACCGGUGUUAUCUCCGUAACAUCUGGUCACAUGUUUCUAGAGAGAUCUUACACGAAUAUCACCACGGUAUUGUUGUCAGUGGCAACCAGUACGACAUCAGAAGGAGUUGCCAAUGUGGAUGACAAAGCGAUGGAGGAAAUUCGAUCGUAUGUGGAGCACGACUCUGUAAAAUUUCUCUUUCUGCCUGUCAACUUCAACUCUAGUCACUGGGCGUGCCUUGCUGUCGACAAGGAAUCCAAGACAACCUACAUCUACGAUAGUAUGAACGGGCGGAAGACCGGUAAAGCACUGAUGCAAUUGGUGACAAAGGUCAAGUGCAGUCUCCAGGGCUCAUACGCCCACCAAAUUGCAAAGGCACCAAGACAGAAGGACGACAACAAUUGUGGAGUCUUUGUCUGCUUGUUUUUCUGGAAGAUGGUCUCAAGCGACGCCCCGACGGACUUGUCACCCACUGGUCUUACGAUGCUGCGAUGGAAAAUACUCAUGGCAGUGAUGAACAUAUCACCACAGCCGAAGCGUCGUUUGCGAGGAUAG